ACGUGAAAGUAGGAAGGGGAGGCUAUAGCCGGACCGACGUCGCUUCGUGCGCCUCAGUCGUUCGUGGACCUCGAAGGACGAUAGAGGUCGAAGAGGGCACUUCCUCCUCUCCUGCCUCGCGGAUUCUUUCGGCACGCUCUUCCUCUCUUCUUCUUCUUCUUUCUCCUCCUCCUCUUCCUCCUCUUUUCUCGCACGACUUCGGUGACGAGGGCAUCGCAACAGGAUAAUCGUCCACAAGGAUUUCGGCGCGGGGAUAUCGUUUCGUAAAGUCAAUCGGGAGAUAACCGGAAGAAUGCGCCGUCAAGUCUCGAUCGUCCUCGGGAUCGUCCUGCUGGGCUGCUUUCAAGAAAAUUCCGUUCUCUUCGCGAAAUAUGGACGGCAAGGAUUAUCUGAAAGCUGAAAGAAUAAAUACGGGAAAAUCUUCGGCGAUUGAAGCAAUUACCGUCUUGCACCGAGGCUAAUUACGGAACGUCGAUGAUUACGUGUCGGGAGCGUGUCCCAGGAUAUGCCCACCGAGCGGCGAGCCCGUUUGCGGCAGCGACGGUGUCAUUUACGCGUCGCAGUGCGAGAUGCGGAAGAAGAUGUGCGGAAAAGGCGUUACCGUGGCCACGGAGAAGACGGCUUGCCUGAGGUCAUCCGGUAGCAAGUGCGAGCAUCGCUGUCCGGGCGAUCAAGAUCCGGUAUGCGGUACAGAUGGGCGUACCUACCUGAACAAGUGCAUGCUCAGGGUGGAAAUCUGCCGAGUCGGGAUCGAGUUGUCUCAUCUUGGGCCGUGCAACAAUAUUUCGGCCCACAGGGAAAACUGUCCGGUCUCGUGCGACUUCGCGCCGCUCGACGGACCGGUUUGCGGAAGCGACGGAAACGUCUACAAGUCUACGUGUCAGAUGAAGCUGCUCACUUGCGGCCAAGGCGUCGUGCGUACGAAUAAGAAACAUUGCCAGACCACAAGACAUUGUCGUGAGUCGUGCUGGCGUGGUGCCAAGCCUGCCUGCGGUAGCGACGGCAUUUUGUACUCGAACACCUGCAAAAUGCGAGCGAAGAACUGCGGCAAACACAUCUUCGAAGUGCCGAUGUCGUUCUGCGUGUCGCGGGAACGGACGUCCGGGGGCCAAUCGAACGCGUGUCCCUUGGACUGCAAAAAUGAGCCAGAAGUGUCGGUGUGCGGAUCGGAUGGAAGUAUAUACAGGAAUGAAUGCGAGAUGCAAAUGCUAAACUGCGGGCAUGCGAGAAGAAAGGUAACGGUAGUGGACUUCGAGAAGUGUCGAUCCCGGCUAACGAAAUGCACGAAGCAACAGCAGAGGUGCGGAAGUGAGGUGGAUCCGGUUUGCGGUAGCGACGCGAAUACCUACCCGAACCAGUGCCACUUGAACGUGGCAGUUUGCUUAAAAGGCAUCCAAUUAGCUCAUGUUGGUGAGUGUACGACCUUGAAGGAGAUCGAACAGUGCCCCGAAGACUGCGAUGAAGUACCCGAGGAACCAGUUUGUGGAAGCGACGGCAAUGUUUAUCGGUCCCUCUGCCAUCUGCGGCGUGAGACUUGCGGCCAGAGGGUGGUUCAAGUUCCGGCGCAACAUUGUCGCACCACGGCGCUCUGCAACCAAAUCUGCACUGGGGAGCGUCAGUUUGUUUGCGGCUCCGACAACAAGCUCUAUCGCAACGAAUGCGAGAUGAAGAGGGACAAUUGCGGGAAACACGUAUACGUGGUCCCCAUGAAGAGAUGCGUCCAGGGUUUCCUAUUUCGUGGUUGCCAGAAGAUCUGUCCGCCUUAUUACGACCCCGUAUGCGGCACCGACGGUAUGACGUACAGCAACGAGUGUUUCCUAGAGAUCGAGAACUGCCGCAGCAGAAGCCUCGUCACGAAGAAGUAUCACGGAGUAUGCGGUCAGCCGACGGAAGAACCAAAAAAUUAUCUCUACUGAGAUCGAUCGACCUAAACACGAUUCGACAAAAAGAAAAGGAGGAAGGGAAAGAGAAGAAAGAUAAUUUCACUUGUAACUCGCAGAAUCGACGAUUACUGUGCAUUCAUUCGUCAUGAGUUUGGAAAUAUUUAAUCGCUCGGUGAGCUAGCCGCUAAUUUCACUGAUCGAUCGAGUAUUCGCUGUACUGUCCGCGACAGUUCAUACACAUCGUCGUGACGAGCGAUGUGAUGAGGAAUAAUUCGUGCGAAUUCGGACAUAUUCGAUUUUGACGACCGGAAACGCACUGAAUGCCUCUUCCGCGGAGGAAAACGAGCGUCUUGCCAGUCGCAGUCUGAAUUGUUAUCGUAUUGUUACUGCUAUUAUUACUGUACUUCUAUGAUAAUAAUAUCGCCGCGAUUGUCGAUCCUUUCUCGAGUGUUUGCGUAAUUACGAAGCGCCACUACAAUCAACGCAAAUCGGCAUUGUACGUUAAAUUUGACGAAUAAUCGUCCGUGGUAAAUUUGGAAAAAUUCUCCUUCCCUUUGCUACUUUGUAAAUCGAGGGAAGGGUCGUCAUUCGCGCAUCGAUAUAGUCCUUCCGAUAUCUUCGCACAUAAUUAACGGUAUAGACUCAUUAUUAUUUAUUAUAGCAUUAAUCAUUGCAUACGAUUUCAUUUCUUCAUAGUUGCGCCCGUCGUUCUAAUUAUGGCUAUUAAUAUAUCUCAACGCAAUGUUGCCAGAGCGUACUCUUAUUCUAGGGGAAUAUUGUGCUAUUAUAUCUCCUUCCGAUAUGUGAUGUGUGUUCAACUGACUAUAUAUUAUUAUAUUAUCAUUGCAAUUUUUAUUUAUUAUCGAAUAUGCGAGAAUCUUUCCUCUGUAUCGACACUAACACUGUAUACGCUUCCAACGUCAAUAAUAAAUCAUAUAUGUAUAUUUUAAGAUAUAAAAGCUGUUAUAUGUAUGUUUGUAUAUAUCAUCGAAAAUAAUGAGUUAUUUGUUUAUGUUUACUUUCGCGAAGCACUAAAAAUCUGACGUCGCAAUUAAGGCUCCGCGGUAGUUACCAUGACUGUUUUUGUUUAAUGAAGUCAGAAGCGAGAGAACGCAUGCCAAGAUUUUUUGCGUUAUACAUUCAAAUAAAAAAAAUAUAUCCACAAAAUUUGUGAUCGAUUUAGCACAUUUGUA
Dinoponera quadriceps is the source of this 3076-nucleotide messenger RNA. Its product is annotated as agrin. Gene Ontology annotation, molecular function: protein binding. NCBI's taxonomy places the organism in Eukaryota, Metazoa, Arthropoda, Insecta, Hymenoptera, Formicidae. The transcript has 10 exons. Bases 570 to 1916 code for a protein of 448 amino acids. The record is from RefSeq and is a predicted model, not a curated record.